Trematosphaeria pertusa is the source of this 1428-nucleotide messenger RNA. Its product is annotated as ADP-ribosylglycohydrolase. NCBI's taxonomy places the organism in Eukaryota, Fungi, Ascomycota, Dothideomycetes, Pleosporales, Trematosphaeriaceae. The transcript has 2 exons. Bases 1 to 1428 code for a protein of 475 amino acids. The record is from RefSeq and is a predicted model, not a curated record.
AUGUCCGACUUCGUCCACGUUGAAUCACCCACGAAAGUAAGUCGAGAGGAUGCAUCCGAUGCUCAGCCACCGCAACCGGCUGUCCCUUCAAGACCUGAUCUAGAUUUCUUGAAUGCACAUCCAUUCGUACGAUCGACUGUGAUAGAUAAGAUCUAUGGAUGUCUGAUGGGAUCAGCGUUGGGGGAUACGAUUGGCCUGUACACAGAGUUUCUUCCCAAGCAAGCUUGUGAAAGCAUCUACAAAGAGAGGAAAUUUAGUCUGCUCGAGCCGGUGACGGAAUGGCAUCCAGAUAGUCAUCGAAUGCGCUUUGAGCCCUGCGCAUGGACCGACGACACAGACCAAGCUCUUCUCAUCAUCCUUUCGUAUCUAUAUAACCACUCGUCAUCAGACACCCUCACCAAGCUCCCACUGGAUUUCGCAGCUCGCCUCCAGAUCUGGAUCGAACAAGGUUGCCGCGCCCUCGAUCGUCCGCCGUGCGGCAUCGGCGCGUUGGUCGGCGGGGUCGUCAGCCACAAAGCCUACCUCAAGGAUCCGACCGAUACUGCCAUCAAGCGCUGGGUGAAGACAGCUCGACAUGUCGCGCCUAAUGGGAGCUUAAUGCGCACGCAUCCGAUCGGUGUGAUCGGAGUUGGACUGCCCGAAGAGGAAGUAUGGAGGCUUGCAGCCUCGGUAGGCAUGACCACUCAUGCGGAUCCACGGUGCACCGUUGCAUGCUGUAUCUCUGUCGGUCUGAUCUGGGGUCUGCUCCGUGGUGAGAUUACGACCAUGGAGCAUGUCGAUGCGGCCAUUGAACGAGCCUACAACUGGGUGGUUUCGCAGCCCGACCUCAUGAACCCUGGACUCUACACCGAUAUAACCGAGUGGGAGAUCAAACGGCAUCUCGAGCGGAAGGAGUUUGAACGCCAUGUCUACGCGCAAUCGCUGGAAGAUCUGAAGCUCGACAACCACAAGGAGAUGGGCUAUGUGUACAAAUGCCUUGGAUCGGCGAUUCUUACCUUGCGCUUGGGUAUCCGUGCAGUUCAAGGAUCCGUUCUUCCCUCCAAAGAGCUUUUUGAGGACCUAAUGACGGAUCUCAUCAUGGAAGGCGGAGACUCCGACACCAAUGGCGCGGCAGCGGGCGCACUUCUAGGCGCGUAUGUUGGCUAUGCCAAUUUGCCAUCGAACUGGGCGUCAGGGCUCACGCAUAAGGACUGGCUGAUGUCUAAGAUUCUCCGCUUGACGAAAGCAACGGGAAUUAUGGAAGGGGAGCUGGAAGAGGAGAAGGAUGAGGCGCCGGACGGGGGGAAAGGCCUCAUGAACAGGGAGGAGUUGGAGCGGCGGGAUUGCGCUAUGCUGACGCUGAUCUUGGAGCGGAAGAAGGAACAGCAGGAGAGAGACAAGAAAGAGAAAGUAAAGGGGAAGGGCCUAGUUGGGUGGUUCAUGAAGUGA